Zophobas morio is the source of this 738-nucleotide messenger RNA. Its product is annotated as protein takeout-like. Bases 1 to 738 code for a protein of 245 amino acids. The record is from RefSeq and is a predicted model, not a curated record. Lineage: Eukaryota; Metazoa; Arthropoda; Insecta; Coleoptera; Tenebrionidae. The transcript is spliced from 4 exons.
AUGCAAAAUAUACUCAUCUGCAUAUACUUGGUGACGGUGGCCACGGCCGCCAAAUUACCUGCCAAUUUUAUGAAGUGUAACCCGAAGCGAAGCGACUUCGAUCAGUGCUUGCCAAAGGCCGUCGAAAGCGCCAUCAGGCAGCUUUACCAGGUGUACGAUGAGCUGAAUUUGACAGUCACGGAGCCUCUGGACGUGGCUGCUUUGACUAUAGAUGCCGGAUCUGGACCCAUGGGGACAAAGCAAGUCUACAAAAAUUUGAAAACGGCAGGUUUGGAAGAAAUUACGUGUUCAAAAGCAGGUUUUGAUUUCGACAAGAAGAGGCUGAGUUUGCAAUGUUUGAUACCGCGGUAUGAAUUGACUUUUGAUUAUGAGCUCAGUGGGAAAAUUUUGGUCCUGCCUAUAACAGGACGAGGGCCUGGCUUGAUCAUUCUACAUGAUUAUAAGCUUGGGUUGGUUUUUGACUUGAAGGAGUACGAGAAAAAAGGGAGAAGAUAUUAUCAAGUUGUUGGUCAUAAGUUGGAUAUUGAUCCGAAACUUAUUGAGGUUAAGUUGGAUAAUCUGUUCGAUGGUGACAAGGCUUUGGGUGACGGAAUGAACCAAGUGAUGAAUGAAAACUGGAAGGAGCUUUUUGAAGAUGUUAAAGCGAGUUAUUCUGAGGCUUUCGGGAGCAUAUUUGCCUCAAUUUUUAAUCGUUUGUUAGCGAAAGUGCCUAUUAGUGAAUUAUUUGGGGACAAUUGA